CCGAUUUCGGUCUUCUAUCCUCCCAAAGUUGCCAGGCCACGACAACAAUUGCCCAAGAUAUUUAGAUACAUAACCUCAGAAAGAUAAUGUCACACAACAGGAACCCCGUGAUUGGGCUGCUGGGCGGUGGCCAGCUCGGACGCAUGCUGUGCGAGGCAGCCAAUCCGCUGGCCAUCGACGUUGCCAUUCUCGACGAGGAAAACGCUCCGGCCAAGCAGGCGCACAACACAAACCGCCAUGUCGCCGGCUCGUUCAAGGACCCCGAGCGCAUCCGGGAGCUCGCUGCGCAGUCUGACGUCUUGUCCGUCGAGAUCGAGCAUGUUGAGACCGGGGUUCUCGAAGACAUCGAGAAGAACGGCGUCGAGGUUAAGCAGGCCGACGGAUCCACAAAGACUCAGAGGCCGCCUGUCCAUCCCUCGUGGAGGACCAUCCGGCUCAUACAGGACAAGUACCUUCAGAAGGAGCACUUCCGCACCUGCGGCAAAAAGAUACCCAUUGCCGACCAGGUGGCCGUCGAGUCGGGACCAGCCGCCCUCGCCUCGCUCAAAGAUGUAGCCGCCAAGUUCGGCUUCCCCUUCAUGCUCAAGGCGCGGAAGGGCAGCUACGAUGGGAGGGGUAACUUCAAAGUCAGCAGUGCGGACGACUUCGAGGCUGCAGUCAAGGCCCUCGGUGGCCUAAGCCUGUAUGCUGAGAAGUGGGCCCCCUUUGUCAAGGAGCUGGCCGUCAUGGUCAUCAGGACAGAAGACGACGGCGGCAAGCUCAAGAACUGUGUCGCCUAUCCCACCGUUGAAACCAUUCACGAGGACAGCAUAUGCACCAAGGUCUUCAUGCCGCCAAGAAAUGUACCUGAGACCAUCUGCGAGGCGGCGAGAGAGCUGGCAACAGAGGUAAUCAGCACUCUAUGGGGCCGGGGUGUCUUUGCCGUCGAAAUGUUCCUUCUCGAAGAUGGCUCCCUGAUGGUCAACGAGGUUGCCCCCCGUCCUCACAACUCGGGCCAUUACACCAUCGAGGCCGUGCCCCAAAUGUCGCAGUUCAAGGCGCAAAUACACGCCGUCCUCGACCUCCCCGUGCCUAAGCAGCUAACCCCCAGAGUUUCCUCUUCCAUCAUGCUCAACAUCCUCGGCGGCGCCACGCCCUCGGCCCAUCUCAAGCUUGCCGAGCUCGCACGCGAGACGUUCGAUGACGAUAUGGACGUCUACCUGCAUCUCUACAACAAGGCCUCCAAGCCCGGCCGCAAGAUCGGCCACAUCACGCUGACAGGCGCCACCUCCUCCAUCCACGAGCUGGAAGCCAAAGCCAAGCCCUUCAUCGACCUCGUCAACCAGAUCCGCCUGGACCGCCUCUCGGCCACCUCCGAAACCCUCCGCCCCAAGCAGGAAGCACUCGGCACCACCACGCCUCAAGUCUCCUCAGCCUCCCCACAAGAAGGAGACGGACCCAAAAACCCCCUCGUCCUGGUAACGAUGGGCUCCGACUCGGACUUGCCCGUGCUCAAACCGGGGCUGGACAUCCUUCGUGAAUUUGGUGUGCCCUACGCUCUUGACAUCACCUCGGCUCACCGGACGCCCAAGUACAUGAUGCGCGUGGCCGACGAGGCGGCGGGGCGCGGCAUCAAGGUCAUCAUUGCCGCGGCCGGCGGCGCUGCCCACUUGCCGGGCAUGAUUUCGUCCGAGACGCCGCUGCCCGUCAUUGGUGUACCCGUCAAGGCGACGCAUUUGGAUGGGUUGGAUAGUCUUUUGAGUAUCGUGCAGAUGCCGAGGGGCGUCCCAACUGCCACGGUGGGGAUCAACAACUCGACCAAUGCCGCGCUGCUGGCGGUAAGGAUUCUUGGGUCAUUCGUGCCCGAGUUUCAGGACAAGAUGAGGCGGUAUCAGCACGAUAUGGAGGAGCAAGUUAUUAUCAAGGGGACGAAGCUGAGGGAGAUUGGAGACGUGGAGUACCUCGCUGCUAAAGGUAAAUGAACAGCCGUGGGCAGGGUUCUAGGCGUGACAUGAAUGGUGGGAUGGAUGAUUCAGGAAGAAUGAUGCAUUGGAACUGAACGGCGGAAGGUGCGGUUAUCUCAGUUUAAAAAGCCGGGUCUUUAGUGGGAGAGUUGUCGGGUCCAACGGGCGUAUCAUGGAGCGCGAAAACAGGAGACUUACAAACCCUCAGGCAAUGCUGCCUGAGCCAAAAUGACGAGCACGUGCAUGGCAGUUCGGGAAAUCGGUUAUGAAGC
Molecule: messenger RNA, 2215 nt
Organism: Parathielavia appendiculata
Lineage: Eukaryota; Fungi; Ascomycota; Sordariomycetes; Sordariales; Chaetomiaceae
Product: Phosphoribosylaminoimidazole carboxylase
Exons: 3
Coding region: 87-1961 (624 amino acids)
Biological process (GO): 'de novo' IMP biosynthetic process
Molecular function (GO): phosphoribosylaminoimidazole carboxylase activity; metal ion binding; ATP binding
Source: RefSeq, a predicted model, not a curated record